AUGGGAUCGUAGAAGGGACAGACAGGUGGCGUGGUGGACGAGAAUGCUGGCUAACAUCGGGUUGAAUAGACACUGCAGCGACUUGUGAUCCCAGCGAGUUCACGCUGAAGAAUGGGUAUAAUCUUCGAGCGAACAUGUAUAACCGACACACCGAGUUGCUGAUCGCCAUCACCUACUACAACGAAGACAAGACCCUCACCGCGCGAACCCUGCACGGUGCGAUGCAGAACAUUCGAGAUAUUGUCAACCUGAAGAAAUCCGAAUUCUGGAACAAGGGUGGUCCGGCAUGGCAAAAGAUCGUAGUGUGCUUGGUUUUCGAUGGAAUCGACCCGUGUGACCAGGGCACAUUAGAUAUCCUUGCCACCAUUGGUAUUUAUCAGGAUGGUAUCAUGAAGAGGGAUAUUGACGGACGUGAGACGGUUGCGCACAUUUUCGAAUACACCACCCAGCUCUCCGUCACCGCCAACCAGCAACUCAUUCGACCACACGACGACAGCGCUAGCACGCUUCCUCCGGUCCAGAUGAUGUUCUGCUUGAAACAAAAGAACAGCAAGAAGAUCAAUUCCCAUCGCUGGCUCUUCACCGCAUUCGGCCGCAUUCUCAAUCCGGAAAUCUGCAUCCUCCUCGACGCUGGUACCAAACCCGGCACCAAGUCCCUCCUGGCCCUCUGGGAAGCCUUCUACAACGACAAGGACCUCGGCGGCGCAUGCGGAGAAAUCCACGCCAUGUUGGGUCGCGGCUGGCGCAACCUGGUCAACCCGCUGGUGGCUGCCCAGAACUUCGAGUACAAGAUCUCGAACAUCCUCGACAAGCCGCUCGAGUCGUCGUUCGGCUACGUCAGCGUGCUGCCCGGCGCCUUCUCCGCGUACCGGUACCGCGCCAUCAUGGGCCGUCCGCUGGAUCAAUACUUCCACGGCGACCACACGCUCUCGAAGAUCUUAGGGAAGAAGGGGAUCGAGGGCAUGGGUAUCUUCAAGAAGAACAUGUUCUUGGCUGAGGAUCGGAUCCUGUGCUUCGAGCUGGUGGCCAAGGCGGGGUCGAAGUGGCAUCUUUCGUACGUCAAGGCCUCGAAGGGUGAGACGGAUGUGCCUGAAGGUGCGGCGGAGUUCAUCGGACAGCGACGUCGUUGGUUGAACGGAUCGUUCGCGGCGAGCAUUUACUCGCUCAUGCACUUUGGCCGGAUGUACAAGUCGGGCCAUAAUCUGAUCCGCAUGAUUUUCUUGCACAUCCAGCUUCUUUACAAUAUCGUCUCGGUCAUUCUCUCCUGGUUCAUGCUUGCAUCCUACUGGCUCACCACCGCGGUCAUCAUGGACCUCGUCGGCACUCCCUCGGACAAUAACCAACAGCAAGCCUGGCCGUUCGGCAACACCGUCACGCCCAUCUUCAACACGGUCCUCAAGUACAUCUAUCUCGCCUUCGUCCUGCAACAGUUCAUCCUCGCGCUCGGCAACCGUCCCAAAGGCUCCCGCAUCUCCUACAUGAUCUCCUUCGUCGUCUUCGCUCUCAUCCAGCUCUACAUCAUCGUCCUCUCCAUCUUCCUCGUCGUGCGCGCUCUCACCAAGUCCAAAGCCCCCGAAAUGGACGAUCUCGGCUCCUUCUUCUCCCAAGACUCCGCUGGCGUCAUCCUAAUCGCCCUCGCCGCCACCUUUGGCCUCUGGUUCCUCGCCAGCUUCCUUUACCUCGACCCCUGGCACAUGUUCACCUCCUUCCCGCAGGCCAUGCUGCUCAUGCCCUCGUACGUCAACAUCCUCAACGUCUACGCCUUUUCCAAUUGGCACGACGUUUCCUGGGGUACCAAGGGCGCCGACAAGGCCGACGCCCUCCCCUCCGCGAAAACCGAGAAGGGCGGCGACGGGAAGCAUCAAAUCAUCGAGGAAAUCGACCUGCCGCAGGCCGACAUCGACAGUCAGUUCGAGGCGACCGUCAAGCGCGCCCUCGCACCGUAUGUGGCGCCCCCAGAGGACACGGAGAAGACGCUCGAGGACGGGUACAAGAGCUUCCGCACGAAGUUGGUGACGAUAUGGAUUUUCUCGAACGCGACGUUAGCCGUGGUGAUCAUGAGCGACAACUUCGACAAGUUCGGGUUUACGGUAUGUUUUUUGCUUCCGUCCUAUUCCAUCCCCACUGGGGUGGUUCGAUGGCUCGUAUACUAAUGACUGCCAAUAGUCCGGUGCCUCCCAACGUACCGCCCGCUUCUUCCAGGCGCUGCUCUGGGCCACCGCUGGCCUGUCGAUCAUUCGCUUUAUCGGAUGCAUAGUCUUCUUGAGCAAGACCGGGUUGAUGUGCUGCUUUGCUCGGCGUUAAAUCCGCGGAAUCUAACGUCGAAC
Molecule: messenger RNA, 2327 nt
Organism: Eremomyces bilateralis CBS 781.70
Lineage: Eukaryota; Fungi; Ascomycota; Dothideomycetes; Eremomycetales; Eremomycetaceae
Exons: 3
Coding region: 135-2153 (672 amino acids)
Cellular component (GO): cell septum; cell periphery
Molecular function (GO): chitin synthase activity
Source: RefSeq, a predicted model, not a curated record